Messenger RNA from Trichomonas vaginalis G3, 2127 nucleotides. RefSeq lists its product as uncharacterized. Lineage: Eukaryota; Parabasalia; Trichomonadida; Trichomonadidae. The coding region runs from base 1 to 2127 and encodes 708 amino acids. The record is from RefSeq and is a predicted model, not a curated record. The transcript has a single exon.
AUGGAUAAAAAUGAUGAUAACAAACUCUUUAUUUAUUGUGCAGCCUUCGAUUCCAUAAAUUGUACUAGUGGGAGUGGCCUCGUCUUCCAAUAUGGAAAUACAUUGGUCGAAUAUAGAAUUUGUGUUGUGAAACCUUUGAUUUCACACUACAGUUCUUCAUCAAUUUUUACGACAAAAUGGGGACCUUAUCAAGGUGAUUACAAAUACAUCCUUAAAGAUACAUCAAUCAGCGAAAUAAGUGAUGAAGGACCUGCAAUAUAUGAAGAAGGGGCCGAGUCCACUGUUAAAAACUGUAAUUUCACAAAGGCUUUGUUAUAUAGGACAGAUUACCGAUUCGCUUAUGAGAUGCGUCACAGUUUCAAUAAUAACAAUUCUAUUAUUUCAUUUUCUACAUUUGAGAACCUGACAUGCUGUAGAUAUAUUGUUUCACAUAGUUCUUUCGUUGGAUUAUUGCAUCAUUUGGUUUUUAAUAAUAAUAUAUAUUUUAUAAUGAUGGAUUUUGAUAAUGGUUUAAUUGAUGCUUCUGAUGAAACAUAUUUAACAAUAAAAGAUUGCAUCAUUAUUAAUAACCUAUAUAAUUUCAUAUUUGAUACUUGUUAUGGUGGUGAAAUUGUUGUUUUAAAUUGCAAUACUGAUACUAGUAUAUCGAGUGAAUCAUUUGACCUUAAAAUUGGGCAUAUUGAAACAUAUAAUUGUUAUUCAAUAUACAAAGCAUCUAUUUAUUUGACUUAUCUAGAUAUAAUUAGCAAGAUUGUUACCAAAAAUGAUAAUACAAUAAUUCAUUCAAAAAUAUCUAUGCUUUAUAAUUUUAAAACGCAAUAUGUUACAAUAAUUUCAUGGAUUGACGAUAAUAUUGUUGAACAAGAAGAAAGUAAAAUCUAUAUCCAAGAAGAUUCCAAUUUACUCGAAUUUAAUCAUAAAAUUCGAAACUCGCAACCUAUUGGAAAGCAUACCCUUCAUUGUAAAAUUAUUGAUUCAUAUGAAUUUGAAAGCAAUGAAGUUAAUGAUACUUUUGUCUUACGAGCUGACUUAAAAUUAGACAUUGAUGAACUUCAAAAAUUGAAUUAUGUAAAGAACAGUAAUGAUAAAAUUAAAAUUAAAGGUAAUGGAACUGCAAAUUUUGAAAAUUAUAAUAUUACUAUAUAUUUGUAUAUUGACAGUGCGUUAAUUAAAGCAAUAACACCAGAGUCACAGUAUUUAAUAACAAGCAAAGAAGAACAGACAUUUAUUUUCAGCUGUGAAAUUCAAAUCCCCAAAACAUUAAACAUCGGUCAACAUUAUCUGACAGCUUAUGUGAAUUCGUCAGACAGAUCCAAAUUUCAACAGAUAAUCAAAAGUUUUUCAUAUGAUAAAAAUUUUCCAAUUUUGUUGGUAGAUUUCCCAUUGAAAACAGAAUACAGGCAUAAUAUAGAUAGCAUAUUAGAUGUAUCAUUAGAAUUUUACGAUUCUGAUUGUGAAGGAGACAUCACAUUUUUCUCAUGUUUCGACACAUAUUUUUCUUCAUUUACUAGUAAAGAAACGCUCAUUAAACAAUGCCGUGAAAUCGAUAAGAAUAAUAUCAUUGAUUGCAAUCCACAUCGAAUAGAAGACAUAAAUAUUAAUAUUUCUAAUCAAUUUUCAUCUAAAAUUAGUGAAGGAUCUCACAACAUCACAAUUAUUGGACUGGAUGAAACUAACAAGCCAUCAUUCCCAUCAACAUUUCAAUUUUUAUAUAAAGACAAUGAUCCUAUAUUAAAACUUAAUAGAAAGCCACAAAAUAAGAUAGAUAAAACUCAACAAAAAUUCAUUCCUAUUGAAGUUAACAUUACAAACAUUGAUGGUGGAAGCAUUAUAUCUUUUUAUUAUACUGUAAAUUCAUCAGAAUCAAAAUUUUUAUCAAAUUAUUCCAUAAAAUCAUCUUCUCCAGAAGAUAUUAUUAUCCAUCUUCAGUUAGAUAGUAAAUUUACUCCUGGUUGUUAUAGAAUCAAUAUAAUUGCAAUGAAUGAAAUGAAAAGGCUUUCUCAGCAACAAUCUUUUUCGAUUGAAAUUAUUAAGCCUUCAAUUGUGGUUAAAGAUCUAAUGAAAGUAUAUAAAAAGCAUAAUAUCUAUUUUAUGUUUUUUGAUAUUUUGUUAUGUCCAUUAAAUUAA